Messenger RNA from Phyllopteryx taeniolatus (common seadragon), 1050 nucleotides. RefSeq names its product leucine rich repeat containing 51 (gene lrrc51). The coding region runs from base 182 to 817 and encodes 211 amino acids. NCBI's taxonomy places the organism in Eukaryota, Metazoa, Chordata, Actinopteri, Syngnathiformes, Syngnathidae. The transcript is spliced from 5 exons. Gene Ontology annotation, molecular function: protein binding. The record is from RefSeq and is a predicted model, not a curated record.
GCGUUGAUUUUUACUCAAUGUGUGUAUAAGCGUAUGAUAGCUGAAAAGUUAACAACAACAGACGGUCGUAAAUAGCAGAUUAUCAUAGGCUAGUGUUCCUUCCUAGGGGGUAAAACUGAUACGUGGCGUCAACGUGAUGUGACCGUUUUAGUUUUGAUUUUCCACAGGUGAUUGAGGGACGAUGACGAUGUAUGGGGCUCCAGUGGAUUUAUCUUUUAAAGCGAUUAGCAACUUGGCAGAUGCACAGUCAGAGGAACCAAACAGUGGUCUGCGGCCUUUAAAGAGAAAUUCAGUCGGAAAGUUUCUAAGUGGCUCCCUGCGUCUUAAUAACAACCAUAUUACAAACCUGUAUGAGCUUCACAAAACCAUCAACCACUUUCUGGCUGAACCAUCACUGCUUGCCUGGCUGGACCUUUCUUUUAACCACAUCACAAAUAUAGACAAAGUUUUAUGUGAGCUGCCCCAACUGCGGGUGUUGUAUCUUCAUGGUAACCGUAUUUUUACUCUAUCAGAGGUAGACAAGCUACAAAGUCUCUCACGUCUACACACCAUCACACUACAUGGAAAUCUCAUUGUAACAAACAAGGCCUACAGGAAUCACGUGAUAUCUGCUUUGCCCCGAUUGAAGACGAUGGACUUCAGUGUUGUGACCCCUCAGGAACGAGCCUUGGCACAGAUCUGGCACCACAGUAGCAUCCCAAGCAAAAGAAAGAACCACGUGAUACCUGCUUUGGACUUCAGUGUUGUGACCCCUCAAGAAGGUGCAAGGCUUGGCACAGAUAUGGCACCACAGCAGCAAUGCAGGCAAAAGAAAUAAGGACGUACUUCAGUAACUAUAUUCGAAGUUGCAACAUAUUCAAACGGUUUCAUAAGACCUUUAUUAAAAAGGUGUGUGCAGUUCAUUUACAAAUAGAUUUGGUUUAUUUUAAGUUUAAAAAUCCAAAAGUGACAUUUGUACUAAUACUAAAUUGAAAAACUCAAUCAAAUACAAUAGCUGUUGGAAGUUUUUAAUGAAUUAAUAAACAAACAAACAAAAAAAAGGGUCUAGGU